Acanthamoeba castellanii str. Neff is the source of this 1497-nucleotide messenger RNA. RefSeq lists its product as uncharacterized. The transcript has 7 exons. The record is from RefSeq and is a predicted model, not a curated record. NCBI's taxonomy places the organism in Eukaryota, Discosea, Longamoebia, Acanthamoebidae. The coding region runs from base 1 to 1497 and encodes 498 amino acids.
AUGACGGAUCGGGACUGGGACGCCGUGUUCCAGCCCAUGGGCAGACCCCCUGUCCACGAGUCCGUCGUGGAGCCCGCGCUCUGGGCCGUGCUAGCCGAGGCCCGCCAGGCCUUCCGCUCGUGGUACCCAAUGCACAUGCUGGUGGUCCCGGAUUCGGCCCACGGGCUUCAGUCCCUCUGGUCCCUGAUCCUGUGCCACGUCGCGUUCUGGGGACCUACCAUGUGCCCCACGCACGUCCGGGUGUCCGGAGUGGUGGUAGAGUACGGCUGGACACAUCGAAUAGACAGAACGUUCGGCGCGUCCGUGAACCGUCUGACGCGGGUCGCCAGGGGUACCUAUCAGAGCCAGGGCGGCAGGCUGGCCGUGCACAAUCUCCACCGGGUCAACACCAACCUCCAGCGCCAACGAGCGUUGGUCCUGUGGGCGCACCUGCGCCAGCCCGAGUCGGCGUUUGGGCAGCUGCCGCUGGAGCUGGUGUGCCACAUCAUGAGCCACCUGCAUGAUGCCAGCCGCAGCGGAAAGCACGACAGCGCCUACCUCGCGCUGGUGGACCGCCAGUUCAAGAACGACUUGAACCAGGCCUUCAAGGCGGUGGCCUGCGCCCUCCACUCGUACGACCUGGAGAAGGUGGUCCACCUGGUCCUGGUCUCCCUGCCCCACAUCCUAUCACGCGCGCUCGUGUGGCGCUCGUGGAUCGCCAGGCGGAAGGAGGAGGUCGCCACUGCGGACCACGACCAGAACAGCCCCUUCCUCCCGCAAGACCGGACCGACGUCGAGUCCACCGCGCGCGAGAUGAGCCGCUGGUGGUACAAGUACGUCAGCGUUGAGCCCCGCUACCGCCUCGAUGACGGGCUCGUCCCGCCCAAGGUGCGGAUCAGCCUGGGCGUCAAGGGGGCGACCCUGUGGUUCAUGGACGUGGCGCGCGUGCGGUCGUCGACGUCGCGCGGCGUGAGCGAGCAAUCGCGCUUCCUGCAGCACCUCGUCGCAUCCGUCAUCGCGGCGCGACGCCGCCAGGGCGGGCGCACCGUGGCCCGCAUCACCGUGUGUCGGGGCCUGCCUCCCUGGGCGCAGCAGAUCCUCGACGUCAUGACCCCACUCUUCAUCGAUGGUGCUGAAGAAGAGGCCGAGGCCACAGCUAUGAACGACAACGAGGAGGAGGAGGCGGGCGCUGGCACUGGUGCGUCCUUCAGAGGCGACGUCACGCAGGCCGUGCGCCGGGCCGUGGUCGCCGACCCAGUCCUGCGGCCGCACAUCCGAAACCUCAUCGCCAUGACAGCGCACUUCAAGGAGGUGAUGCUAGAGGGCGGCCUGGCGAGCGUGCGACAGGCAUCGUUCGACGAGGAGGUCUUCAUCCGGCGCCUGGCGCACUUCAUCGCCCGGCAGACGGGCGUGGCGGCCGUCGAGGUGCUGCCCGGCGUCGAUGGCGCUACGCUGACCAUCGGGCAGUCCCUGUUCGCGCCCGGCCUCCCGCUCGUGGAGGUGGUCCGAGUGCAGUGA